GCCGCUCUAAUUUUUCCUGGAUGCCGCCAUCUUGCCUCGGUAAAGCCACCAGAGGAAGUUUGUGGCGGUUUUCCGGGCGUUUGUAAGGAAACCGUGGGCCCCACGAGGCGGGGAAGGGGGCUCGGGCCGGCUGUGCUCUCCCCGCUCCUUUUUUGAGGGGUUCGGGCUCUCGGCCUUGCUUCCUUGGCUUUGUCUCCCUCUCAGAAAAGGCUUGGGCCUAGGAGUAGGAGGCGGCGGCGGCGGCAAGAUGGCGGUGGAGUCUCGCGUUACUCAGGAGGAGAUCAAGAAAGAGCCUGAAAAGCCCAUCGACCGCGAGAAGACCUGCCCCCUUUUGCUGAGGGUUUUCACCACCAACAAUGGACGCCAUCACCGAAUGGAUGAGUUUGCCCGUGGAAACGUACCCUCCAGUGAACUGCAGAUCUACACUUGGAUGGAUGCAACUCUAAAGGAACUCACCAGUUUAGUGAAAGAAGUCUAUCCAGAAGCAAGAAAGAAAGGCACACAUUUCAACUUUGCUAUAGUUUAUCCAGAUCUUAAAAGGCCUGGUUACAGGGUGAAGGAAAUUGGUAGCACAAUGUCGGGAAGAAAGGGCACAGAAGACUCCAUGACGCUCCAGUCUCAGAAGUUCCAUAUAGGGGAUUACCUCGACAUAGCAAUUACUCCUCCAAAUAGAGCACCGCCUCCAUCUGGUCGCAUGAGACCUUAUUAAUGUUUGCAUUUCUUUCAGUGCCACACCACCUGCAAUGAUGUUUUGUUAGAGGAUAUUUCAUUUUUAAUAGAAAAUACUUGGAAACUCAUGAAGCCUGGAAAAUACUGAUGGUCUUUUAUAGCGUUACCGUAUAUUUUCAAUUUUUUUUAAUGGAUGAAAAUUGGACUCUGCAGUGUUUGUGAAGAAUACAAAGCAUUGCUACAGCAGCCAUUAAUAAGUGUGCAGUUUUAAAAUUGGCGUGGAAUGGAUUUGUAUGACUAAUUGUUAAUAUGUGUGGUGAAAUUAAAGAAAUCAAUGUAUUUCAUAAA
This is a messenger RNA of Anolis sagrei ordinatus, 1017 nucleotides long. It is a transcript of the gene SAP18, whose product is annotated as Sin3A associated protein 18. Gene Ontology annotation, molecular function: transcription factor binding; transcription corepressor activity. Gene Ontology annotation, biological process: negative regulation of DNA-templated transcription. Gene Ontology annotation, cellular component: nucleus. The record is from RefSeq and is a predicted model, not a curated record. Lineage: Eukaryota; Metazoa; Chordata; Lepidosauria; Squamata; Anolidae.